CGCCCCCCGCCCCGCCCCGCCGGCUUCACUCCGGCAGCCACGCGCCGGUGGCAGCGAGGCGGUGGUGUAGAGCGAGCGCGGCCGUUACCCGCCCCGAGGUGCUGAGGGGGCGGCGUCGGCGGCGUCGGAAGGGGGUCCAUGGCCGCGUCGGACCGCAUGGUGCUGGGGCCGCUGGUGGGCUCCAUCGAUCAGGGCACCAGUUCCAGCCGCUUCCUGGUAUUUAAUGCAAAAACAGCAGAGCUCCUGAGUCAUCAUCAAGUUGAGAUACAGCAGAAAUUCCCUAAGGAAGGAUGGGUGGAACAAGAUCCAAAGGAAAUCUUAAGGUCAGUCCAUGAAUGUGUGGAAAGAACCUGUGAGAAACUGCAGCAACUGAACAUAGACAUCACGAACAUAAAAGCCAUUGGAGUUAGCAACCAGAGGGAAACAACAGUGGUUUGGGACAAGACGACUGGAGAACCUCUUUAUAAUGCUAUUGUGUGGCUUGACCUAAGAACUCAGUCAACAGUUGAAAGGCUUCUUAAGAGAAUUCCUGGAAAUAACAAAUCCUUUUUUAAGUUUAGGACUGGUCUUCCACUUAGCACCUACUUCAGUGCAGUGAAACUUCGAUGGCUGUUGGAUAAUGUGGAAGAGAUUAGGCAAGCAGUUGAUGAUGGAAGAGCAAUGUUUGGGACUAUUGAUUCGUGGCUCAUAUGGUGUUUGACAGGUGGGAAGAAUGGAGGUGUUCACUGUACAGAUGUAACUAAUGCCAGUAGAACGAUGUUGUUCAACAUUCAUUCCUUGGAUUGGGAUCCUGAGCUCUGCCAAUUCUUUGAUAUUCCUAUGGAUAUACUUCCAAAAGUACGAAGCUCAUCUGAGAUUUAUGGCCUGAUGAAAUCUGGAGCUUUGACGGGUGUACCAAUUUCUGGGUGCUUGGGUGACCAGUCUGCUGCUCUUGUUGGGCAAAUGUGCUUCCAAGAUGGGCAGGCAAAAAACACGUAUGGAACAGGAUGUUUCUUGCUGUGCAAUACAGGUCAGAAGUCCGUGUUUUCUGACCAUGGUCUUCUAACCACGAUAGCUUACAAACUGGGCAGAGACAAACCUGUUUGUUAUGCAUUAGAAGGAUCUGUUGCAAUAGCUGGUGCUGUCGUUCGUUGGCUGAGGGACAAUCUAGGUAUUGUUAAAACUUCACAGGAAAUUGAAAAACUGGCUGCAGAAGCGGGAACUUCUUAUGGCUGCUACUUUGUGCCAGCAUUUUCAGGACUGUAUGCACCUUACUGGGAACCCAGUGCAAGGGGCAUUAUCUGUGGCCUUACCCAGUUUACAAACAAAAACCACAUUGCCUUUGCUGCACUAGAAGCAGUCUGCUUCCAAACACGAGAGAUUUUAGAUGCAAUGAACAAGGACUGUGGGAUACCAUUAAGUCAGUUGCAAGUAGAUGGAGGAAUGACCAAUAACAAAGUUCUCAUGCAACUCCAAUCAGACAUCCUCUGUAUUCCAGUAGUGAAGCCAUCAAUGCCUGAAACAACAGCUCUAGGAGCUGCUAUGGCAGCAGGAGCUGCAGAAGGAGUUGGAAUUUGGAGUCUGAAUCCUGGAGAUUUGACAGCAGUCACAUGUGAACGAUUUGAACCACAGAUCAACCCAGAGGAAAGUGAAUAUCGCUAUGCCAGAUGGAAGAAAGCUGUGAUGAAAUCUAUGGGCUGGGAAACAUCUGAAGCUCCUUCAAAUGGUGACACUAGUAUCUUCUGUAGUCUGCCUUUGGGUUUUUUUAUUAUGAGUAGCAUGAUAAUGUUAAUCGGAGCAAAGUACGUCUCAGGUACAGAUAAAUGAGACUGCUUAAUGGACUCUCUGGAUGCAGCUGUUUAUUUGUUUGUUUCAUUUUGUUUUCUUGUCUGAAGAGAUUCCACCACCAGUGUGAUGAUACUACUUGUGUGACUAAAUUCAUUCAUGAAUAUAUCUGUUGUCAGUCCUUGAGCAACCUCUGAGUGGUACAUUGAAACUUAAGUCUUCAGCCCUUCACUUCUCUGUUCCCUUUCCAAUCAACUCCAACUGUACUGGAGGACUUUGUGUGGACUAUCUCACAUCACCCUUUCAAAUUUCACAAGCCCUAGCAUUGUUUGAGAAAGUUGGUAUAAAAAACCCUGCAACUUCAUAGGUAAUUUCACAUGUUUAGCUAAAAUUUUCGGAGUUUUGGUACUUUAUACAACAAAUUGCAAAAAGUGAAUGGUGCACUAUGGGACUUCGUAAAGGUCUUACUAUUCUUCCAGCUUCUGUGAAUUAUCUAUCAUAUAUCUGUGGUUGCCAAAGAUGUUUUGUUUUAGUUGCCUCUGUUCUGAAACACCCUCAACGGUAGAAGUUCUUCAAACACUAGCUCAAAAUGUAUUGACAAUAAGAAACAUUUUUCAUUGGUUUGGCAAUGAAAAGGUUACUGAUAUGGUAAACAGAGCACUAUUGAAUUGAUCAAUCAGAAAGUUUGAAAGUUUGGUUUGGCUUCUGGGAACUGUAGUCAAUUUGCCUAUUAUAAGUAUUUAAGACAUCAAGUCCUGCAACUGUACAUUUAAAGAGGUAGGAGUAAGUAGAUGUUUUGGUUAAGGCCAUGCUUCUUGUUCUCACCAUUUUGUGUUUGUUCUGAAAGACAAACUUGAUACAGCACACUAUUCACAGGACAGAUCUGUAGUUCUCAGUAACUGAUAACUCUUACAACUACUUUCUACAAUAUACUUUUCUUGACCAAUACUGUAUAUAUUCUGUUGUCCGAUUUAAGGGUAUUUUUAGUGAUUGUUUGUUAAACUUUUGAAAGUUGAAGCUGACAUAGUUUUCCUUAAAGAGGGUCCAGUCCAAAUUAAAUAUCAGUGAUUCGUUCUUGUUCUCAUUUAGUAUAUCUCAGGGACCAAUAUCUCCCUCUCAUUUUCCAUGUCUGUGGUUUUAACAGCAAGUUGUCACAAAAUUUGCAGAGACAACCCAAAAUGCUGGCUUUGGGAUAAUAAACACUUGGCACCUGAAACUGGCCUUUGGAGUUUGCAGGCAGCAGGAGCAAAAAAAUGAGUUGCAUCCACUUGGAAAACUUUAAAUCCUCUGCAGGUAAAGGAGUGAGGCAAUAAUCUUCAGCUUUCAUGUUUGUACCAACAGCAUGAGAAAUGCCAGCCCUAUUGGAUAGGCCAGAGAAAAAGCAUUCGUGUGUAGUGUCACUGAAUCGGUUUAGAAUGAGAGCAAAGUUCAAUGUGGGAACAACGUGGAGAAUUUCAAAACAAAUAUCUGUUCAAAUGCACUAGGAAUUAAAGGGAGUGUAUAAGUGUGUGCGUAUGUGUUCUUAGGAAUUUUUGUCUUUGAAAAAAUACUCUUUAAAAAGUUUUACUUCAUUAAAUUACAUCUAGGAGCUUAGCUUUAAAAAAAAAAAUGUUAAGUAUGCGUGUGUCUGAAGCAAUGGAUUGCACAGAAUUUUAGGUCUGUACAAUAUAUUUAAUAUCAAAUGCAUAUUAAUUGCCUUUUUAUUAUCAAGUGCAAUGACCUUUGAAAAUGUGAUUUUUAAUUCAGUUAGAGAAGGAACAUUUUUCCUCCUGUGGGUUGCAUUGCUUUUUGUGCACAGGUGAAAAUACAACACCAACAUUCAAGUCCCUCAUCUUGUGUAAGUACUCAAAUGUAAGGUGUAGAAACUAAAAUUUCUAGGUUUUCCAGUUUGUACUGGGGAGGUGAAGGAAGAGUGGAGAGUGGACAUGAAUCCAUAGGAAAAUCGUUACACUUACCUUUCUCUGAGCUGUCACUGAUUCGGUCUUGCACC
This is a messenger RNA of Phasianus colchicus (ring-necked pheasant), 3754 nucleotides long. It is a transcript of the gene GK, whose product is annotated as glycerol kinase. Gene Ontology annotation, cellular component: mitochondrion. Gene Ontology annotation, biological process: phosphorylation; triglyceride metabolic process; glycerol-3-phosphate biosynthetic process. NCBI's taxonomy places the organism in Eukaryota, Metazoa, Chordata, Aves, Galliformes, Phasianidae. The record is from RefSeq and is a predicted model, not a curated record. Gene Ontology annotation, molecular function: glycerol kinase activity.